AUGGCAGAGCAACGCAACAUCGUGAUCCUUGGCGCAUCUAGUGCCGGCCUCCAAUCCUCGCACUACAUCCUCAAGUACAUACUGCCCGCGUUGAAAGCUAAGAACGACGCGAAAUACCAUGUUUACAACAUCGCACCAUCUGCGCACUUCUAUUUCAAAAUUGCUUCACCUCGAGUCGCGGCGUCAACGACACGCAUGGCAGCUGAGGAUAUCGUGUUCGACCUCCAUGAGAACUUCAAGCAAUACUCUUCGGAUGACUUUACCUUUAUCGAAGCUUCUGCUACCGGCCUAGACACCUCAGCAAGAACCAUAUCUUAUCGCAGCCACAAAGGCUCGGAAGAUGAGCGCCUCCCUUAUCACGCUCUUAUCGUUGCCACAGGGAGCAGGACCAUACAUCAAGCUUUCUCAUCAAGCAGUGUCAUACAAGACACGCUAGACUCUAUCACUUCCACGAACGAGAAGAUCCAGUCCGCCAAAUCCAUCAUCAUCGUCGGCGGUGGCCCGACAGCAGUCGAAUUCGCAGGCGAAGUCGGCGAACACCGCAACGGCAAACCAGGCUGGCUGAGCAAGCCGGAGCGCAAAGUCAACAUCACUCUCAUCACCGCAGACAAACAACUCCUACCUUCGUUGAGCCCUGCAACUGCAAAGAAAGCAGAGCAGAAACUCAAGGCAGUGCACGUAGACGUUCUCUACAACAGUCGUGUGACUAAUACUUCCACCGCAAAGGAAGGCCACACUGUCGUUACGCUCGGAAACGGCGAAAAUCUUGAAACGGAUUUCUACGUUCCUGCGUAUGGCGUUGAGCCCAACUCCUCUUGGUUGCCAAAUGAGUUACUCGACGGGAAAGCCAAGCUGAUUACCAAUAAGGAGACAUCGCGUGUCGACACCGCAGGCCCACGCGUCUAUGCGCUCGGUGAUAUAACGUCUUACUCCCGCAACAACGUAUGGGAUAUUCUCGCCGCUUUCCCAGCCCUUGUCGUCAACAUUCAGCGCGACCUCCUUUCCUAUGACGCCCUCCAACCCGAUGCGAAACCCAAAGGCAAAGAUAGAAUUAUCCAGUUGGACGCGCUGGUUAACAUGGUUGUGCCUAUUGGCAAGAGUGACGGAGUGGGCGAGAUUAAGGGGUGGAAUUUCCCGAGUUUCCUUGUUUCGGUUCUCAAAGGGAGGGAUUUCUUAGUGAAUAUGAGUGCGAAGCCAAUGGCGUCCGGUGUCAAGACGAAAGAAGUCAAGUGGACGGCUGAAGAGAGUGCUAUAUGA
Cucurbitaria berberidis CBS 394.84 is the source of this 1257-nucleotide messenger RNA. RefSeq names its product FAD/NAD(P)-binding domain-containing protein. Gene Ontology annotation, cellular component: cytoplasm. Bases 1 to 1257 code for a protein of 418 amino acids. The transcript has a single exon. NCBI's taxonomy places the organism in Eukaryota, Fungi, Ascomycota, Dothideomycetes, Pleosporales, Cucurbitariaceae. Gene Ontology annotation, molecular function: flavin adenine dinucleotide binding; electron-transferring-flavoprotein dehydrogenase activity. The record is from RefSeq and is a predicted model, not a curated record.